UCUGUGGUUUGUUGUUGAUUGUGUUUGUGUUCUGUUGUGCGUGCUCAUUAUUAAAAAAAAAUUAUUGUAUUAUUUUAAUAAAGAUUCACUUUUCAUAAUUAUUUUAUGGUCUAUAUAUCUAUGUUUUAUUGUUUAUUGAUUUUGAUUAAGUAGAUAUCCAUAUCGUAAGCUUAAGCUAUUUUCCUAGCCGCGGCAGUUUAAGUGGGUGAGCGUGAUUGUGUUAGAGAAAACAAAUAUUGGAAAUGCGCUGUUGUGUGCCUUUCUGCAGGAACACUGCGGACAAUGUGCGCUCAGCAAAGGGCAGGCACGAGGGAAUCACUUUCCACAGUUUCCCCAGUGAAGAACAUCUACGUGCAGCUUGGCUCCAAGCUCUGGGCAAAGAGGACACUCCGCUGCCAGACUCUGCUGUGGUCUGCUCACAGCAUUUUCUAAGUGAUGACAUCAGUGAGUCAGUCAGUGGCUCGAAACAGAUUGUCCUGGGAGCUGUUCCUUCAACAGUGCUGGUUUGCAUGAUGUGCCUGGACACAGACAGCAAGCAGGUUCUAAUGAGUAAAUACAAGUUGGAUGAAGCAUAUGAAGAAUUUAUUGGUUUUCCUGUGUGUGAUCUAAGCAGUCUGAAACAAACACUGUGUGUACUGUGUGCUCACAGACUGAUAAACGUCAGCAGAUUUAGAGACAACAGCUUGAGAGCUCGCUCACUGAUGAAGGACUUAGUUGAGAAACACAAUCUUAUAACAAUGCGACAUGUGAAAAUGAUGAGCAGGGAGACAAAUCUACUAAAGAGUAGAUUUGUGAUGACCACCCCGGGGCCUGACCAGUGCGACUUGCACAUUGUAGAAGAACUCAAUGAAGACAAACAAACAGAAUCAAAUGAAAUUAUUCACAAAGACGAAGAAACAUUUGUAGUGAAAUCUGAAGGAAAUUGUGACUAUGUGUUGGUGGAUGAACACAUGGAAGUGGGACAGUACCCAGUGUCUGAUGAGAUAGUGUUGGAAUCAAAACUACUGGGCGAUGCUCUGCAGGAGGCUGCAUCUGUGGAGCAUGUGACCAGGGUACGGGAUCUGAUCAAGUAUGAAAGCGAUACCUUCGAGUGCUCACUUUGUUCUGAGGUGUUUCUCCAAGAACAAGAGUAUGAUGCUCACAUUAUGAGUACGCAUCUUCAGCAUGGUGACGGUGACAGUGAGUGUGUGACAGCCGAUAGCACUGAUCAGGAUAUUGCUGAGCACAAGCACGCACUUCAGAUUCUCGAUGAUAACUGUACUCCCUCUGCAGAAGUAGUUCAAUAUUCAGUCGCUCCUCCUCUGCUUUCGAUACUCACAAACAAAGAAGCUGACACAAUCAUCAAAAGUGAUCCAGUACUUGAUAUUAACAACUGCAGAUUAGACAACCUCUCGUCUGAUACCAACAAUCAAGUAGCCAACACAGACAUUAGUGCAUUCACAAACAGUCGAUCGCAGACACAACGAUCUGGAGAAUGUGUCAUCUCUUGUGACAGGCCACAUGUUGACACUGCAUCUACAGAGUCUCAUUGUCAGACAACAAGUGCACUUGCACACACACACACAGACAAUAUGCUUACUCACACCGGUGAUAAGCCUUAUUCUUGUAACAUAUGUCAAUAUAAAUGUAAACGGAAAAGUCACUUAAUUAUUCACAUGCGUACUCACACUGGUGAGAAGCCUUAUUCCUGUAACUUGUGUGAAUAUAAAUGUAACCAAAAUUGCCAAUUAGUGAUCCACAUGAGAACUCACACUGGUGAAAAGCCUUAUUCUUGUGAGUUGUGUGAAUAUAAAUGUGGAGUAAAAAUUAGCCUAGUAAGACACAUGUCAUUACAUAGUGGUGAAAAGCUCUACGCUUGUAAUAUAUGUGAUUAUAAAUGUAACAAAAAUAGCCAAUUAGUAAUCCACAUCAGAACGCACACUGGUGAAAAGCCUUAUUCUUGUAAGUUGUGUGAAUAUAAAUGUAAAGUAAAAAGUAGCCUAGUGAGACACAUGUUAUUACAUACUGGUGAAAAGCCUUAUUCUUGUAAUUUAUGUGACUAUAAAUGUAAUGAAAAUAGUAGCCUAGUAAAACACAUGAGAAUUCACACUGGUGUAAAGCAUUACUCUUGUAAAUUCUGUGAAUACAUAUGUAACCAAAAUAGGCACUUAGUAACCCACAUGCGUUCUCACACUGGUGAAAAACUUUAUUCUUGUAAGUUAUGUGAAUAUAAAUGUAAUGGAAAGAAUCGCCUGGUUAUUCACAUGCGUACUCACACUGGUGAAAAGCCUUAUUCUUGUAAGUUAUGUGACUAUAAAUGCAACGAAAAUGGUAGCCUAGUAAUACACAUGAGAGUUCACACUGGUGAAAAGCCUUAUUCUUGUAAGUUCUGUGAAUAUAAAUGUAAAGUAAAAAGUAGUCUAAUUACUCACAUGCGUACUCACACUGGUGAAAAGCCUUAUUCUUGUAACUUGUGUGAAUUUAAAUGUAAUCGAAAUAACAACUUAGUUAUCCACAAAAGAACUCACACUGAUGAAAAGCCUUAUUCUUGCGAGUUGUGUGAAUAUAAAUGUAGAGUUAAAAUUAGCCUAGUAAAACACAUGUUGUUACAUACUCGUAAAAAGCGCCACGCUUGUAAACUAUGUGGUUAUAAAUGUACGCAAAAUAGCCACUUAGUAGUCCACAUGCGUAAACACACUGGUGAUAAGCCUUAUUCUUGCGAGUUGUGCAAUUAUAAAUGUAAAGGAAAAAGUGGCCUAGUUAGUCACAUGCGCACUCACACUAGUGGAGGGCCUUAUUUAUUCUUGUGAGUUGUGUGAGUACAAAUUUUCACACUGUGGUAAUCUUCAGCAGCACAUGAUCAUGCUCACCAGCAGGGGCCUGUAACACACCCACACAAAGCUAGGUUCAUUCACACAUACAGCUCUCGCAAGUUAAAUGAACACUGGCACAGGUCAGUGUGUGAGUGAGCGUUUAUAAUGGUGUGCAGUUGUGUUAGCUGUACUCGUAGAAGCGAAUGUGAGUAGGUAGGUAGGUAAGGCAAAUUUUUAGUCAGAUUGUUUUUUGAAUCGUCAGGAAAAUUUUAGUUGUGCUUAAGUUUAAGUUGCGCGCCACUAUAUUUGUAAUGCAGCGGAAGGGAAGCAAAGAGAGCGCCGCUAUUGAUCGGCAAUAUGUCAUUUUGUCUCUUGACAUUUACCACUUUAUAAAAUGGUACACUCCUUAGUUAUGACAAAGUUAAAUACUUUGAAUUGUAAUUUUAUUAUUGAUCAAUUAAAUAAUUAUGUAGGUACUAUGAAUUAGUAUUAAUUUUAUUUAUUAACUUUUGUCUGUAUGUAUUUCAAAUGGUUGCAUAUAUGAAAUAAAGAUAUUAUUAUUUUAUAAAUUG
Messenger RNA from Bicyclus anynana (squinting bush brown), 3364 nucleotides. Its product is annotated as zinc finger protein 271-like. The record is from RefSeq and is a predicted model, not a curated record. Gene Ontology annotation, molecular function: DNA-binding transcription activator activity, RNA polymerase II-specific; RNA polymerase II cis-regulatory region sequence-specific DNA binding. Gene Ontology annotation, cellular component: nucleus. Lineage: Eukaryota; Metazoa; Arthropoda; Insecta; Lepidoptera; Nymphalidae. Gene Ontology annotation, biological process: regulation of transcription by RNA polymerase II. The transcript has 9 exons. The coding region runs from base 243 to 2789 and encodes 848 amino acids.